CUAACCGGAAACUUGCCGUCUCACCUUCUACCGCCCGGGAAGUUGCCGCAUGGCGAAGUCUACUACAUCUACCGGCCUUGGCAAGACCCUAAGCAUUACAAUAAAACGACAUAUCACAAUACAAGAGAGACUUGUGUGUUUCAGUAAACUCGCAGUUCCAUUACGGUGAUUCAUUGGCUCGGCUUCUGUCUACCUCGUUUUCUACUUUUCCGUUCACACAACAUGGCUCGAUCUGCGAAUUCCGCCUCCGUCUCAUUUGGCUUUGUGGGCCUUGGGAAUAUGGGAAGCGUGAUGAGCCAAAACCUAGCGGGCUAUGCUCAGAAGGAAGGGUUUCCAAAGGUCAAGAUAUGGAAUCGUUCUCGCGGCAAAGCAGAGCAGCUCGCUAGAGAAGGAUUCUUCGAAGUAUCAGACACAUUGGAAGACUUGGGAAAGAGCUGCGAUAUCAUUCAUGCUUGCCUCGCGAAUGACGAAGUUGCGCUUUCGGUCUAUCGACAGAUUUUAGACGCCGCGAAAUCAGGAGUUAUCCUUGCCGACCAUUCAACAUUGUUUCCUGACACAUCUACAACGCUACGUGCCGAAGCUGUAGCGAAAGGGUCAAGCUUCCUCUCUUGUCCGGUCUUCGGUCCACCCGCUGCUGCCAAAAGCGCAAAUCUUCUAGUUGUACUAUCUGGAGAUGAGAAGUCCAGAGCAACGUUGAAGAAGUACGUUGUGCCAACACUAGGAAGAGCGAUCAUCGACUGCGGCGACGAUACCAGAAAAGGAGCACUUCUGAAGAUCCUCGGAAACAGUUGCAUCCUAGGCACAAUCGAACUCUUGUCAGAAAGCUUUACUCUAGCCGAGAAGACGGGAUUCGAUGCUGAAUUGUUCUACGAGUUCAUACAGCAAUGGUUCCCCGCUCCAGCAUGGAUUAACUAUGGCAAAAAGAUCCGCGACGGGGCUUUCAGUGGUAAUACUGGCUUUACCAUACCUGGCGGGAUGAAGGACGCAUCGUACAUUCGGCGAUUGGGUGUUGAAACAUCAACUCCGACGCCUACUAUUGACCAGGCGUGGAGCCAUCUCUCCACUGCAAAGGCAAUUGGGGGUGAGGGUCUCGACUGGAGCUCAUGUUCGGCUGGGAUGCGUGUCACGGCUGGUUUGCCGCCGUUUAAGGGCGAAGAUUUCACGUUGGCUAAGAAAUAGAGGAUAACCACACAGCUCCUUUUUACUAUUCUCUUCAGAACCGCCGAACUAGAUACGCCACGGUCAACCAUACACAACAGGACUAGAAUUAUUAUUAGAAUGUAUUCAAUCAUAGUUUCCAAUUGAAUUGAUGAAUUGAUAA
This is a messenger RNA of Annulohypoxylon maeteangense, 1321 nucleotides long. RefSeq names its product NAD(P)-binding protein. The record is from RefSeq and is a predicted model, not a curated record. NCBI's taxonomy places the organism in Eukaryota, Fungi, Ascomycota, Sordariomycetes, Xylariales, Hypoxylaceae. Bases 223 to 1179 code for a protein of 318 amino acids. The transcript has 2 exons. Gene Ontology annotation, molecular function: oxidoreductase activity, acting on the CH-OH group of donors, NAD or NADP as acceptor; NADP binding.